This is a messenger RNA of Frankliniella occidentalis (western flower thrips), 1108 nucleotides long. Its product is annotated as zinc finger protein 436-like. Gene Ontology annotation, cellular component: PcG protein complex; transcription regulator complex. The record is from RefSeq and is a predicted model, not a curated record. Gene Ontology annotation, biological process: regulation of transcription by RNA polymerase II. The transcript has a single exon. NCBI's taxonomy places the organism in Eukaryota, Metazoa, Arthropoda, Insecta, Thysanoptera, Thripidae. Gene Ontology annotation, molecular function: DNA-binding transcription factor activity, RNA polymerase II-specific; RNA polymerase II cis-regulatory region sequence-specific DNA binding. The annotation marks the transcript as partial.
UGUAAGCUUAUACUAGACGCUAGCAUCUCCGUAGCAAUCAGUGGGCUGCUUUCACGAGAAACACAAACUACACAUUUUUUAAGAAUGGUGCAUUUACGCUUUAACUUGUACUCUCUUAUUUAUUAUAGUGGUGUCUUGAUUUCAAUUUUGCGACUGUGUAUAAGUGUGCUCGCCAUGCGGCUGUGGACCGAGUGGCUGAUGGUAGCGGAACGGUGGUCUCGCGAAACCUUCUGACGGCCAGUGUGGCCUCUCUUCCGAGUCAAACGCGUUGCGAUGCAUGUGCAUGAGGGUGGCGGUGGGUCGUGGGCGUGGCCAAGCCACCUGGCAGCCAGCUGGUCUAACUCUUCUCUGCUUAACAGGUGAGGCUGCCGAGCCGUGCUCGGAUGAGCUGCAGCUGCUGGUGGUGGACACCUACUCCCUCCGUGACGUGCCGCCCUCCGAGGAGGCCGGGAAGCACGACAAGCUCCAGGUCAGUGGCGGCGCAGCUCGAGAAGAAGCUGCUGGCUCCGAGGAGGAACGGGAUGAGGACGAGGACGCCCAUCCAGCGCACGAAGAGGACGGGCAUGGGGACCAUCACGAAUCGGAUCCCGGGUUUGAAAACAGUAAAGUCAAGAAGCGUCAUGCGAACUGCAAGUGCGAUGUCUGUGGCAAAACAUUGAGUGGCUCGAACUCAUUGAAGAGGCACCUGAUGGUGCACUCUGGCGAACGACCUUAUCCUUGUAAUGUCUGCCCGAAGACGUUCAGACGAAAGCACCAUCUCGAUGCCCAUGUUGUGUCAUUGCAUUCAGGAAAAAAGACAUACCAGUGUGAUAAGUCUCGGCGUUCUGUCAGAAUUAGUAACUUUGCUCGUCACCAGGGAGUCCACACAGGUGAGCGACCAUUUGAAUGUAAGAUAUGUAAAAGGCGUUUUUCUCUAAAUAUUCAACUCAAUCGUCACCGGAGAGUCCACACAGGUGAGCGACCUUAUGAAUGUAAAACAUGUAAAAGGCGUUUUGCCCGUAAAAUGACCCUUGUUAGCCACAUGAGACUCCACACAGGUGAGCGACCAUACGCAUGUAAUACAUGUAGGAAGCGCUUCACCCAAAAAUGUGCCCUUGUUCGCCACAUG